Messenger RNA from Carassius auratus (goldfish), 1490 nucleotides. Its product is annotated as pre-B-cell leukemia transcription factor 1-like. The record is from RefSeq and is a predicted model, not a curated record. The coding region runs from base 999 to 1475 and encodes 158 amino acids. Gene Ontology annotation, cellular component: nucleus. Gene Ontology annotation, molecular function: DNA-binding transcription factor activity. Lineage: Eukaryota; Metazoa; Chordata; Actinopteri; Cypriniformes; Cyprinidae. The transcript has 3 exons.
GUGACGUAUGGCUCGUCUGUAGCGGCUCAGAGGGGGAGAAAGAGCCGCCGAGGAGGGCAGAAACACAAGAGAGGGGCAAGUCUUUCUACGACAGCACCGCGGCUCGGGAACAAACCAACUGAGUCGAGUCGGCUGGCAUGGAGCUGAGCGUUGUCGUUCUGAGCCGUUUCGCGCCGUCCGCCUAACGUUCAAACCGGGGCAUCUCGCGCACAGUUUGCCGUCGGUCCCGGGGGUGUUUGUGGAGCCCGUGUGAAUCCGUUGCUAGCAGCGCUCGAAUGCUAGCUAGCUCCGCCGCUAAUCAGCUAGCCCACACUGCGAGUCGAUUGUGUCGGAGAUCGCGGAAUCAAGCGUUAAAGCCGUCGCGCUCCUCCGCCGCUCUCGGGACUCGUCUUGCCCGUUGAGUUUUUGCGUUUUCCUAAGCGACGGGACGCUAAAAAGCGAAGGCUGGGGUUUCCUUUUCGAUUUAUUUCCAGCAGAGAGUUUUCCCCUCUCUAUUAGCUUGUUAGCUGCUCCGGUUGGUUUAGUCCAUCUUGUUAGUAGCGCCUGAGAUUUCUACUGUAACGUUAUUAUCUGUCAGAUCGGUCGCGUUAUUUGUGGACAUGAAUGAUUUUUACUGCUGACCGUGAUUAGAGAAGCGAUACUUUGAGAUGCCGCGCGUGGGAUACUUUAUGUUUCCAGGGACGCUUUUAUUUUCUUGUUAGACUGUUUAUGCGAGUGCUGGUGUACAGGGGUUCGCUUUAGAUAACAGGAAUCACAACUUUGUUUUUGUUUUUAAUUUCCUCUCCAUGCAAGCCGGUGAUCCACCUCUGUCCAUCCACCGCGCAUCGUUUUGAUGUGGUUAAAGCCCACAUUUGAGUCGCACUCUCAUUGUUUUCUCGUCUGAUCGCGGUUCGUUCGGCUGCACUCUUGUAUUGACGCCGUCGGUGGUUCAUGGUCUCGGAGACGGGGCGCUGAGACACGCUUUCAUCGGUUUGCGGCGGGGACAGAAGCGAGGUAUUAUGGAUGAACAGACACGGAUGCUGGCCGGCCUGGGCGCACUCGGCGGACUCUCUCAAGCCGACGUGGGUGACCCCGAUUCGGUUCGGAAGCAGCAGUCCCUCGGCCAGCCGCAGCAGGACAUCGGGGAUAUCCUCCAGCAGAUCAUGGCCAUCACCGACGAGAGCCUCGACGAAGCCCAGGCGAGAUGCUGGCCAGAGGAGGCACCGGCGCAGUGGACCCCACAGAGGGAGGGGGAGCUGGGGGGGAGCACAGCAGGGUGUGCCCUGCCGCUCAACUUCCAGCACAGAAAACACGCACUGAACUGCCACAGGAUGAAGCCGGCUCUGUUCAGCGUUUUAUGCGAGAUCAAAGAAAAAACUGGUAAGUCGUACUCUUACUCUGCCAAUGCAGAACUUCUGUGCAGGUUUGCGUCUUCAAUCCGCACUCCCACAUUGCGAGUAGAUCUUUUUCAUUACUCUGUAUUGAUUCUGCAUUGACCAGAUGCAGAGACA